Metarhizium album ARSEF 1941 is the source of this 1530-nucleotide messenger RNA. RefSeq lists its product as uncharacterized. The record is from RefSeq and is a predicted model, not a curated record. Lineage: Eukaryota; Fungi; Ascomycota; Sordariomycetes; Hypocreales; Clavicipitaceae. Bases 1 to 1530 code for a protein of 509 amino acids. The transcript has 3 exons.
AUGCUCACGAGUGUCCCACACGAACGCGCAACCAAGCGCCGCUGUGGUGUCUCCGUCCACAAAACGCACAUCAUCAGAUGCAAAAUCUCACACCGUCGUCUGUUUCCGGAGAAGCACCGUUUUGCCUACCCGUACCUGUCGGUGGGCAUCCCCGUGCGGUCUCCCACGUCAAACUGGCUGCUCUCCGUCGACGCGGCGCCAUGGUGGGAAAGGGGCUGGCUUCACGUCUCCCCCAAGGACCAUUUGAACCGUGGACGGGACGGGGCUACCCUCUCUGAAAACAUCGACGCAUACCUCAAGCUGCAGCAGGGCCUCAACCCAGCCGACUUUCCCCAUGUGUACCUCCUCACUUCGCCUCGCUUCCUCAAUUACACGUUCAACCCGGCCUCUUUCUGGUAUCUCUACACGUCAGUCAUGGAGCUCAAGUACGUCAUUGCAGAGGUGAACAACACGUUUGACGAGCGGCGCAUGUAUUUAUUUCCGGCCUCGGGCGGCCCGGGUAUAUUCAGGCAGAGGCUUGACAAGGACUUCCACGUGUCUCCAUUUAAUUCCAGAAAAGGGACCUACACGCUCUCCACCUUGGAUCCCGCCGACGGGAGGGACAUCUCGGUAGCAAUCACGCUGCGCUCCUCCAAGGGUCGGCCCAAAAUGACAGCUCGCUGGUGGUCAGACGAGCCCGCGAUAGAUCCAUUGACGAUAUCGACCGUCCAGGCGCUAUGGCUCCUUCUGUGUUGGGGCUCAAGAAUCUUCACAACAUUCCCGAAAAUCCUGUUCCACGCAAUUUUGCUGGCUCAGCUUCACCGGCUGCACAUUUGGUAUCGUCCAGAACCGCGUCAAUCCGCCCUACCGCGGCGGGCAACUGCCACGGAAAGCUUUGUGCAGUCCAUCUUUGUUCAAUAUGUAGAAUACCUCGUAAAUACGGCGCAUGACGAACAGGGGACGUCGGCGCGUUCCCCUUCGCAGGUGAGCGUGGAGGAAGCGUGCCCCGACAGCUACAGUCUUUUGGGGCUGCGUAUUACCCAGCAGCCUACCCAGGAUGUGAUUAGUCUGAGGAUUCACACUCCGCAGUUCUAUCGCCAGUUGAUCACGUACGAGAAGCUAUCUGACUAUCUGUCUUACACUCUGCUUGACCCGUACGAGGAAAAUCACACUGCCUGGUCCAACGACGCCAAGGGUCUCAUUGAUACAGUACGGAGCUGCGAAUUGGCCGCAGAUAAGCAGCUUCUUCGACACGGGCCGCAUAUUCAGCAGCGUCUCCUCGUCAAGAUACUACUCGCCACAUCCAGACGUGUGCGAUGCGUUCAGCCGCGGCAGGGAUGCUAUCCUGGCGGUGGCCUUCCGAGUGCUCGGGGGAAUGCCAGCAACGUUCGCAGCAAUUCAAGGGCCUCCUCGAGCGCACAAGGCAGGCCUCGCUUCCUAGAUGAGUUUGUUGGCGAUAACUACGGUCCUUGGCUGCAAGUACAAUACGUGCUGGCAACUGUGAGUCUCGAGUGGAGGGCAUGGGCCAUGAGUCUGAUUGGGGGCGAAUGA